This is a messenger RNA of Phaeoacremonium minimum UCRPA7, 1197 nucleotides long. Its product is annotated as putative folate-binding protein. Gene Ontology annotation, cellular component: mitochondrial matrix. Gene Ontology annotation, molecular function: protein binding. Lineage: Eukaryota; Fungi; Ascomycota; Sordariomycetes; Togniniales; Togniniaceae. Bases 1 to 1197 code for a protein of 398 amino acids. The transcript has a single exon. The record is from RefSeq and is a predicted model, not a curated record.
AUGCAUCCUGCAGCUCGAGCCUCUCGACAGGUGCGGCCGACUUUCAUCUGCCGAAGCUGCCUCUCAGCAGCGCGCCAGUUCUCGAGCUCCUCUCGCCGCGCAGCUCCUCCACCACCACCCUCCUCCGGGUUCGCCGCACUGCCAUCCCGCCGACUGAUUUCCGUCUCCGGCCCCGAUGCGCCCAAGUUCUUGCAGGGUAUCAUAACAUCGAGCAUACUUUCCGCCGACGGCCAACCUCGAGACACCGGGUUCUACACUGCCUUUCUUAACGCGACAGGCCGUGUGCUCUACGAUGUCUUCAUAUACCCGGACACCAUCUUGAAUGGGGGAAAGACGGCUGCUGGCGAGAGCUUUUUGAUCGAGGUCGAUUCAAAUGAAGCGCAGAGGCUGGCGGCGCACAUCAAGCGGUACAAGCUCCGGGCGAAGUUUAACGUGCGGCUCCUGGACAAGGAGGAGUUCACCGUGUGGCAAGCUUGGGAUGAUGGCGGCAAGUCAGGACUGGAAGCUGCGGCUCAGGUCUCGAAGGAUUCAGGCAUCCAGAUGAAAGACACAAGAGCCCCAGCUCUGGGAUACCGGCUCAUCAGAGCGGGUACCGAUCUACCACCACUAGACCUGGACAAUGUCAACGAGGAAGCAUAUCAAGUCCGAAGAUAUCUGAAUGGUGUACCGGAAGGCCAGGAGGAGAUCCCGCGAGAGCAUUCUUUGCCUUUAGACAGCAAUAUUGAUCUUAUGGGGGGCAUCGACUUUAGAAAGGGGUGUUACGUGGGUCAGGAGCUCACGAUCCGGACAAAGCAUCGGGGCGUGGUCCGCAAGAGGAUAUUGCCGUGCAUCCUCUACACGCCAGACAAGGCGAUGCCAGACCAUCUGGCGUACCACCCUUCUAUCGAGACUUCAAGUGGGCUAGAAGACCUCGAUGCUGCGAUGAUCCCCUCAGAUACCAGCAUCGGCCGCUUCGAGAAACGAGGAAGAAGUGCAGGGAAAUGGCUCAAGGGCGUAGGUAAUGUUGGCCUCGCUCUCUGUAGGCUGGAGAUAAUGACAGAUGUCGUGCUGCCGGGAGAAACAGCGGCAGCGGCAUACAACCCGGAAGAUGAGUUCAUCAUGCAGCACAAACUCGGAGAGGAUCGCGAAGACCUUUCGGUCAAGAUCAAAGCCUUUGUGCCAGAUUGGCUAAGGCAAGGACUUGACGCACCACAAUAG